AUGGUCUUUCGUCGCUGUUCCUUGAGAGGACGUGAUUUUGGUGGCCACUCAGUAGCAGCAGCUAUUGACCAGCCGGACGAUCGGCUUGGCAGACCACGGCCUUCCAAGGACCGAGGCCUGGAAGCUCUCCUCAGUCGUGCCGUUCGGGAAGCUGACAUUGACAGCCCAAUAUAUCUGUUCUUUCUCACGAUGGCCAUUUGCAACACUGUUGUCGUGAACGCGAAACCUCAUGAGGAUCUUAUGGAUCCCGAUGGUGACAUGAUCGACAACAGCGUCGAGGAAUCGGAAACUACUGAGAGGCUAACGAUUUCACCGUUGAGUGUCAAGUUCCUUGAGGAAGUGGAGGAGGAAACUUCAUUGAAAAGCAUGGCUGCCAUUCCUGGUAUUCUGCAUCGGCCAUCCUUGCUCAGCCUUGCUCGCCUCAAAGGGAUAAAGGAGCUUAGUCCGUUCCGAAGAUCGGUGGACAAACGUCAAUCGCAGUCCUCUCCUCCGAGACCGCGGCUCCACUGCAUUCUUACUACGACUCCGAGUCUCCAGACGAGCUCGCCCGUUGAAGCUGCCCCUAGAGAAUACGUGUUCGACUGCCGGAACCUGCUUCAUACCCUGCCAUUCGACUCGGAUCGCAAGCGGAUGUCCGUGAUUGUACAGGAGUGCACUGGAAAAAAGAGGGUUCUACUGUUGACGAAAGGCGCCGACGCCACUGCACAAGAACAUCUAUCUGACUACGCAAAAGAAGGUCUACGAACGCUUUGCUUAGCUAAGAAGUACUGGAGCGAAGAAGACUACCAGACUUGGCGUGCGCUACAUGAAGAAGCCGAACUCGAUCCUCAUCAUCGCGAGAAUCUGAUCCGAGACAGCAUACUGAAGGCGGAGAAGGAUGUGGAACUACUAGGCGUAACUGCGAUAGAAGAUCGUCUUCAAGAGGGAGUACCUGAAUGCAUCCAUCUGCUACGUGAGGGCUGGUAUUUGUGUGGCUUUAUUGAUGGCACAAAGUCGAGACGGCUUCAACAUCGAUUUCGCUCCCCGCGUAUCUCAAUGGACAUUCUGAAUGUUGGUGCCAAUGGAGUUCGAUCAGUUUCUGAUUUACUGGAUGAGCACCUUGCACGUGUUAGUCGAGCAGGCGAGAUCACUGAAGAGGCGGCAUUUGGACUGGUCUUGAACGCUUCAUGCUUGGAUUACUGUGUUGAUCCCCAUAACGAGGAGCGUUUUGUGCAACUACUCAAGAGCUGUCGUAGUGUACUGUGCUGUCGAGCGACUCCACUUCAAAAGGCUUCACUGGUGAAAAUGGCAAAAACCCGUCUUGGUGGAAAAGUUCUAGCUAUUGGAGAUGGCGCUAACGAUGUCUCGAUGAUUCAA
This is a messenger RNA of Ostertagia ostertagi, 1356 nucleotides long. NCBI's taxonomy places the organism in Eukaryota, Metazoa, Nematoda, Chromadorea, Rhabditida, Trichostrongylidae. The record is from the annotation of a GenBank genome assembly.